CCUACAAGAAGAUCGGUUUACUUUUUUUGCGCAUCGAGCAGCCCAUCACUAUGGAAUUCCUACAUUUUUAGGGCGGACACUUCCUAUGAAACCGAAAGUAUCUUUACCAGAAUAAAAACACGUCCUCCGUUUGUGGCAGUCUCUUUGGCUAACGGAUUUAUGAAGUUUUCUUACUUCUGCUUUUAUAUUUGCCAUUCUAAGAUCCACUGCGUCUCCUGUAGUCUUUGAAAUAAUCGGCAACUCGAGUGAGAAAAUGGCAGAGCGACCCAUCUCCAUUACAACUGUGGCUCUUGGACGGCCAUUCCAGUUAGGAAUGCUUUAUGACUGUCGCAGUGAUCAGCUUGUCCCAGGGGUAACACUCUGGAGUAAGUCUGACCUGGAGAAAGACAUCAGUGUUGAAUCACAACGUCUUACAGAGCAUUCACUGGAGACCUCCAACUCUCUGACUGAUAAGUCCAAGGCACUCAAUAUAAAUGCAUCACUGAGGGGAAGUUUUGCCUGUGGCAUUGUAGAGGUUGAGGGUUCAGCUAAGUACCUGAAAAACAGCAGGUCCUCCAAGAAUCAAGCUAGGGUGACCCUGAAUUACUUCAUGACCACCAUGUUUAAGCAACUGACAAUGAGUCAUCUCAGUAGAAACAACGUCACAUAUGAAGAAGUGUUCAGGCAUGGGACAGCGACUCAUGUGGUUACGGCGAUUCAGUAUGGAGCUCGGGCCCUCAUGGUGUUUGACAGAGAUGUUUCUAAAGAUGAAUCACUGGAGAUCAUUGCAGGAGAAUUAAAAGCAUCAAUAGACAACAUCCCAAAGAUAUCCAUUCAUGGCAGAGGAUCACUGGAUUUGUCUGCUAAAGAGAAGGUGGAGGCUGAAAAAAUCCGGUGCACUUUCCAUGGAGACUUUUAUAUUCAUGAACUUCCAGUUGACUAUUUAACAGCCCUAGAUGUGUGCAAGAAACUGCCCACUUUCCUGGGUGAAGAUGGUGAGCAUGCAGUGCCCAUCACUGUGUGGCUUUACCCUCUCAGUCUGCUGGACUCCAGCGCUGCCAGGCUGGUGUAUGAGAUAGGUACUGACUUUGUGAUCCAGGUAGAGCGUGUGCUGGACUCUUUACUAGAGGCAGUGUCGAUAUGUGAUUAUCUUUUAACAGAUUCUAUAGUCAAGAGCUUCUACAACAUAGAAGAGAAAAUCAGCAAAUUCAAAACUCUGAUUGAGAGGUACAAGCUGUAUUUUCAAAAGAGGCUCGCUCAGAUUUUGCCAUCAGUUCGGGGAGGAACAACAAAUGCAACUGCAUUGGAUGACAUCCUUGAGGCACACAAGACAUCACCAUUCGGUCAGCACAAGUUAGAGGGCUGGCUGUGCUCACUGCAGACAGAGAUUAGGGGGAUUAAGGCCCUGAUUAAGGGUAUGGAAGACAGCAAUAUAUCACUUCUAACUGGAAGGUUUGAUAGAAUAGAGCCUUUGAUUUUUGAGCCAAACAUUACCUGCAUUGUGAACUUUAAUUUUAACUUGUUAAGCAAAGAAAGCAAAAGUUUAAACACAAUGGAAAAUUACUUAUCUGAAGAACAAAAUAGUAUUAGAAGCACUGACAUUGAGAACAAUGACGAGUGGGUCCAUUCACAGGCGGAUUGUGACAAAAUAAUACUGCGAAGACAACUCUUUCUUGAUUUUGCAAGUAACAAUCAACAGAAUGAAGCCACCAAAUUUGUGGUUACUAGCAGGCCUGUUGAGACGCAAGAAGGCAUUUCAGUUCUCUUGUAUUGUAAAGGGGAGCUGCGUAGUUCAGACUUUGAGCCCCCUUCAACUCCAGAUGUUCCUAAAGUAUUAAAAACAUCGAGUCAGUCAGCAGAAAUAGAACUGUCCCUCCCGCCUCAUGGAGCAAGUGGGUCAAUAAAGUACCUGGUGCAGUUCCGAAAGCACACUGAGAGAUGGUGGAGGUCACAGAUGACGAGAGACACCGAGAAAUCUUUCACUCUGGAAGGACUUCAGAGGUCUACACAGUAUGACGUGAGAUAUGCAGCUGUCUGUGAGGCUGGAGUGGGACCUCCUAGUGAAGUCAUCUCUGUGAACACGGGAGAACCAGAAUCAGCCAACUGCUGCUGUGAACAUCUGGAGAAGCUUGACCUGUCACAUAACAAUAUCACUGAAGACAUCAUGAAAAUACUGGCAAUAACUCUCCACCUCUACAGAUGUGUCAGCCUGUCAUCAUGUCGUCUCACCUCGAGAUGUUACUCAGCUCUCUUCUCAUCUCUUUCUGCUCCACACUCACGACUGACUGAACUGAACCUGAGCGGCAAUAAAAACAUGGAGGAUUCAGGAGUGGAUCAGCUGUUUGAGGGGCUGAGGAGUGAAAACUGCAAAAUAGAGAAACUGAACCUGUCAGAUUGUCAUCUCACCUCUAGAUGUUGCUCAGCUCUCUCCUCAGUCCUUUCAUCUCCAAACUCACGACUAACUGAACUGAAUCUGGGCGACAAGAACAUAUUAAUUUUAGGGGGAAAAAUUAACAACAUCGGAGAUUCAGGAGUGACUCAGCUGUGUGAGGGGAUGAGGAGUGAAAACUGCAAAUUAGAAACACUAAGCCUUAGGUAUUGUGGUCUCACCUCCAGAUGUUGUUCAGCUCUCUCCUCAGCUCUUUCUGCUUCACACUCACAACUGACUGAACUGGACCUGAGUGACAACAACAUGGAGGAUUCAGGAGUGGAUCAGCUGUGUGAGGGGCUGAGGAGUGAAAACUGCAAAUUAGAGAAACUGACAGCUGCAGGUUGUAAAGGAGAGACAGUCAGUGUGAGCGCCCCAUCUCAUCUCAGAGUGGUAUCACUUACCUCAGCAGAGACAGGAAGGUCAUCUCCAGCCUCAGGUCAUGUGAUCUGACCUCCAAAUGUUGUUCAGCUCUCUCCUCAGCUCUUUCUUCUCCACACUCCCGACUGACUGAAGUGAAUCUGAACUCCAACUACAACA
This is a messenger RNA of Polypterus senegalus (gray bichir), 2947 nucleotides long. Its product is annotated as stonustoxin subunit alpha-like. Lineage: Eukaryota; Metazoa; Chordata; Cladistia; Polypteriformes; Polypteridae. The transcript is spliced from 9 exons. Gene Ontology annotation, molecular function: protein binding. Bases 254 to 2860 code for a protein of 868 amino acids. The record is from RefSeq and is a predicted model, not a curated record.